This is a messenger RNA of Boleophthalmus pectinirostris (great blue-spotted mudskipper), 576 nucleotides long. RefSeq names its product visinin-like protein 1. Lineage: Eukaryota; Metazoa; Chordata; Actinopteri; Gobiiformes; Gobiidae. Gene Ontology annotation, molecular function: calcium ion binding. The transcript has 3 exons. The record is from RefSeq and is a predicted model, not a curated record. Bases 1 to 576 code for a protein of 191 amino acids.
AUGGGAAAGCAGAACAGUAAGCUGACCCCGGAGGUGAUGGAGGACCUGGUGAAGAACACAGAGUUUAAUGAACACGAGCUCAAACAGUGGUACAAAGGCUUUCUGAAGGACUGCCCCAGCGGACGCCUCAACCUCGAGGAGUUCCAGCAGUUAUACGUCAAGUUCUUUCCUUACGGCGAUGCAUCCAAGUUCGCGCAGCACGCCUUCAGGACCUUCGAUAAGAACGGAGACGGGACGAUCGACUUCCGAGAGUUCAUCUGCGCUCUGUCCAUCACCUCCAGGGGGAGCUUUGAGCAGAAACUCAACUGGGCGUUCAACAUGUACGACCUGGACGGAGACGGCAAGAUCACACGGGUCGAGAUGCUGGAGAUCAUCGAGGCAAUCUACAAAAUGGUGGGCACCGUGAUCAUGAUGAAGAUGAACGAGGACGGCCUGACACCGGAGCAGAGGGUGGACAAGAUCUUCAGCAAGAUGGAUAAAAACAACGACGACCAAAUCUCACUGGAGGAGUUUAAAGAGGCGGCCAAGAGUGACCCGUCCAUCGUGCUCCUGCUUCAAUGCGACAUGCAGAAGUGA